AUGUCUACUACUACCAACGAAACUGCCCUACCUCAAGAGAAGAAGACCCCGGAACACAAGAAGUGUGGUUGUGCCGGAGUGAAAGCCAAACUAUCCCAAUUCUCUAACUGUGUUUACUCCAGUUUGCUAUCUACCAAGGACCACAUUGUUAAGGGUGCUCACGUUUGCUUAGUGGGACACUGGAACUUCAUCAAGUGUCUAGCCACCGAACUACAAAACCCUGUCGUCUUGUUGAACGUCAUCUUGGGUUCAGGUGUCAUUACCGGUUUAUUGAAUGGCUAUAUCAAGUACGAAAAAAGAUUUUUGAAGGGGAAGACAAAUAAUGAAAUCCUAGGUUGUGCUGGUGCAGCAGUCGCUCUAUUGACCCUUGAUGGGUUCGUCUCCAAGAGAUACUACUCCAAGUUUGAUCAAAAGAAGAACUUAUGA
Naumovozyma castellii is the source of this 426-nucleotide messenger RNA. RefSeq names its product Om14p (gene OM14). Bases 1 to 426 code for a protein of 141 amino acids. The transcript has 2 exons. Lineage: Eukaryota; Fungi; Ascomycota; Saccharomycetes; Saccharomycetales; Saccharomycetaceae. The record is from RefSeq and is a predicted model, not a curated record.